UUUGACAUGGUGAAAAUGAAGUAAGUGAUUGUAGAAGUGUGCCUUUUCAAAAUAUAUAAUAUUGAGAAAUUGAUUUUGCCUAUUCAUGGAGUUUGAAGUUGGAACUUAGUACAGUACAAUCAACCAUGGCCUGGGUAUCUCCUACUUCAUCUUCUUCUUCCGCCAUAGCUCUACCUUCCAAAUUCACCUCAACCUCUCAACAUCACCACCUCUCUUCUCCUUUCUCUUCCUCUUUUCGUGUCCUCUGCUGCACUGGAUCAUCCUCUCGCUCCAUACCCAUCACCAGCCACCUCAAGUUUUCUCUCCACGACGCUCUCGAUUCUUCCGGAAUUCAAACCUCUCAUGCUAGGGAAGCUAGGGAGGGAUUUUGCUCACAGAUUGAGAAACUUUCUGAUAUAGAGAGGGAAACCAGUAUUAGUAUCAAUAGACAUGUUGAUUUGGGGAAAACAGCUCUUUAUAUAGCUGCAGAGGACGACUCUCUCGUGUCUCAUUCUUCAGUUCCUCUUCCUGUUGAUGCCUUCGUUGAUAGAUUGGAUGAUCUUUCAAUGGGUUACUGCUCUCAUUACAAUUCAGCAUCAAGAUCAUCGCCAGAGAAUUUUUUGGACAGUUUGGAAAACUAUUUGUAUGACAAGAAGGGUUUCCGAAGAAGCAAUACAAAGUUUCAGUUGGAACCGCGAUCUCUAUAUCUUCACACUGUUUUGACACACCGUUCAGGUUCAUUGACAAUGCUUUCACUCAUAUAUUCAGAGAUUCUGAAGAUGCUUCGGUUAUGGGGCCUUUUGGAUUUUGAUGUGGAAAUAUUCUUCCCUCAUGAUUUCCAUAGUCUUCCUCGAGGUUACCAUAAACUAAAAAGUAAGGAAUCUGAUCACUCACAUGUAUUGACAUCACAAGCCCUGCUAGUGGAGAUGUUGGGAAAUUUGAAGGAAGCUUUCUGGCCAUUUCAAGAUGAUCAGACAGGGAGUUUAUUCCUAAGAGCUGCACGUGCUGCUAACUGCAUAGAUAGACCAAACAUUAAUGAAGAUAGUGGUUUUCGACUUGCAUCUGCUAAGGCUGCUCAACAUAGGCUAGAACGUGGUGUUUGGACCAGUGUACGGUUUGGGGAUAUGAGACGAGCAUUAGCUGCUUGUGAACGUCUAAUCCUCCUGGAAACCGAUGUGAAGGAAUUGAGAGAUUAUAGCAUUCUUCUUUACCUUUGUGGGUUUUAUGAGCAAUCAUUAGAUUACCUAAAGCUCUAUCAAGAAUCCAAGGUUCCUUCUACACAAAAAGAAUCGCCGGAUCCAGUUAGCAAUCUUGAGGAAGACGCAGUAAAUAAAUUGAUGGUACGCCUUAAUCUCAUUUCAAUGGAAGAAGGUUGGAGCAAGCCAUCAUUUGCUAGGAAUUUCUUAGGUAAUAAUUCCGAACCAUGGUAGUUUUCCUGUAAACUUGACUUGAGACAAAAGGGUUGAACUUCAUUGCAUGACCUACUGAUAGGUCUCUAACAGUAAUAGGAUGUACCAUGCCUGAGAUUUGUUGUCUAGAAUUAGUGGUUCUGCUCUUCCCAGUGUCUCUGUAUCGGGUCAUUAUAUUGUAUAUAAUAUCUCCUGUAUGUAAAUUGUUUUUGAUUAUGAAGUAUCUUCUUUCAUCUUGGUAAGA
Messenger RNA from Cannabis sativa, 1632 nucleotides. RefSeq lists its product as uncharacterized. The transcript has 8 exons. The coding region runs from base 126 to 1409 and encodes 427 amino acids. NCBI's taxonomy places the organism in Eukaryota, Viridiplantae, Streptophyta, Magnoliopsida, Rosales, Cannabaceae. The record is from RefSeq and is a predicted model, not a curated record.